This is a messenger RNA of Symbiodinium pilosum, 675 nucleotides long. The record is from the annotation of a GenBank genome assembly. Lineage: Eukaryota; Dinophyceae; Suessiales; Symbiodiniaceae.
ACGGGCUUCGCACCUUGGCAGCGGCCAGAGGAAGUCCCGCCUGGAGGUCUGGACCUCAAGGCAGCAGCAGAUGCACGGCAAGGCAUCUGGAUCCUGAUCUACCUGCGCCCAGACAACGCAAUUGCGCUCGGAUACACGCUCAGUGUCUUCAGGGGUGCCAUCUUGACAGGCCCAGGGGCUAUGAAGCUCAAAUGGGUGGGAACCUUGUUGAACCCGGUGACCUUCAUCGAGCCGGUCUCCGCCCUUGGAGAGAUCAAGGCAGUCAGCAUUGAGCACACUGACCAGAAGCUCACGGCUCUUGCAGCGCUGGGCAAAUUCAUCAAGGAUGAGCUCUGGAAGCAAGCUGCGGAGCCAGCUGCAGACAGCGGCCCUGGGUCCGCUGUGGUGAAAGGCAUGGAGGGGCUGGUGGCGAAGCACCUAACGCCCGCGAGUGGUGCCAAGCACAUCCCAAUGUUCAUGGAGAGGCUACCACAGUUGUACAGCCAUCAGUCCGUGCCAAUUUUAGAUGCAGAGGGCCGCUUCGACACAGGCUCAAAAAAAUUGGCUGGACUGAAGUGGCCUCCCGAACGCAAGGCUAUUUCGACGUGCAAUGCGCUGGACGGAGCAGCAGUGUGUACAGCAAAACGGUACUGCAUCAGCUGUCCCAGCUCCAUCCACAGAAAGAUGGGGCAUUGA